Molecule: messenger RNA, 480 nt
Organism: Colletotrichum lupini
Lineage: Eukaryota; Fungi; Ascomycota; Sordariomycetes; Glomerellales; Glomerellaceae
Exons: 2
Coding region: 1-480 (159 amino acids)
Source: RefSeq, a predicted model, not a curated record
AUGCACCAGCAAACCAAGUCGGAUAAGCCCACCUCCAAAGGAGGAUCGGCAUCGAUGAAGCAGCAGACCCAGGUGGCCCAAGAAUAUCCCAACCCAGCCUAUCACCAGGCCAAGAGGCAUGGCGUCUCUAGACCAGAAACGAGCAUCGUAAAUGAUCCACAUCAAUCGAAUUGUCUUUCGUUCAAAAAGACAAAGGACCGAACGAAUAUGGUUGCUGUAGAUCGUCCAUGGCUUAGGGGAAAGGAAGCCCAGCAGGCUAGGCUGUAUUCUUUCAGCAUGACGUUCGAUUCAUCUGUACAUGACCCAUCGCAGCGUUGGUACUAUGACGAUAUGGCUGAUCAGCCUUACAAUGCAAUAGGCGAAGUCGAAAUGCCUGCUCGAAACUCUGAUGAAAUACCGACCGGUGGAGAAAACGACAGCGUCUGGGUAUAUGAGCCUGCGACUAGCAGUAGCAUGGUCUGGUAUGGCAGUGUACAAUGA